CCAACAACCACAACAUCCAACAAUCGCGCCGGCAACAGGUGCUACGUUGGAGUUGCCAACUUCUUCUCAUCAUGUCAAAGCUGGGGACAAGCGUAUUCCUAUGAGAAGGCCGGACAAAGGUGGCACCAAUGCUGUCAGAUCUGUUUCACUUCGUGCGAAUCAUUUUCCUGUCAAGUUCAAGUCUGAUAGGCUCAUAAUGCAUUAUGAUGUUGAUAUUAAACCAGAGGCUCCGCCCAAGAAGGGUCGUGCAGUAAAGAUAUCAAAGUCCACUUUGUAUAUGAUAAGGGAAAAGCUGUGUGUUGAUCACCCCUCACAGUUUCCUGCAUCAAAGAUUGCUUAUGAUGGUGAGAAGAACAUUUUUAGUGCUGUUGAGCUUCCCACUGGGAAAUUUAAGGUGGAGAUCUCUGGAGGAGAAGAGAUGAAGGUUUGUUCGUUCAUUGUCACUAUAACUCUGGUGAAGCAACUUGAGCUUCAAAAGUUGAGUGAUUACUUAAGCGGGGUACUCUCCUUUGUUCCCCGUGAUAUAUUACAAGGUAUGGAUGUGGUAAUGAAGGAGAAUCCUGCUAGACAUAUGAUAUCUUCUGGUCGGGGCUUUUACCAAUUUAAAGACUCGGGAAAAGACGAGCUUGGAUACGGUAUUAUAGCUUCUAGAGGAUUUCAACAUAGUCUCAAACCCACUGCCCAGGGUCUAUCCUUGUGCUUGGACUACUCGGUUGUGCCAUUUUUUAAUCCAAUUUCGGUUUUAGAGUUCCUAAAGGAGCAUGUUCGUGACUUCUCUUUACGAGAGUUUAAGAGAUACAGGAGUGAUGUUGAGGCUACCUUAAAGGGAUUGAAAGUUGGAGUGACUCACCGUAAUACGGGUCAAAAAUUCAUUGUUGCAGGUUUAACUAGUGAAGACACGCGAAACCUGUCAUUUCUUCCUGAAGAUCCAGAAGGCAAUGUUUUGCCAAAGAAAGUAAUGCUUGUUGAUUAUUUCUAUGAAAAGUAUGGCAAGGAUAUCGAGAACCAGGAUAUUCCCUGCUUAGAUGUGGGAAAAAACAAUAGGAAGAAUUAUGUACCAAUGGAGUUCUGCAUGUUGGUUGAGGGGCAGAGGUAUACAAAAGAGAUUUUGGAUAAAGAGGCUGCUAAGAGGCUGAAACAUGAGCAACUUCCUACACCAGUUGUCAGAGAAAGCAAAAUAUGUGAAAUGAUGCAGGCAAACUAUGGACCAUGCGGGGGAGGUAUCAUUGACAGUUUUGGCAUUGGUGUAGACAAGAACAUGACAGAAGUUGCAGGACGAGUCAUUGAGCCGCCAGAGUUGAAGCUAGGAGGCAAGCUGAACAAGAUGACUGUGGAAAGGGACAGAUGCCAGUGGAAUUUGGUUGGAAAAAUGGUCGUGAAAGGCAUACCAGUUGACCAUUGGGCUGUGGUGGACUUCAGUGGGCAGGAGCAGUACAACAGGCAGAAUACCAAUCAGUUUAUUUCAAGAUUUAUUAGGCGGUGUGAAAAGUUGGGAAUCCAAACGAAGGAUCCUCUUUUCUGUGAAACUGCCAGCAUGCAUGCCUUCAGAGUUUUCCCUGUGCUACGGGAGCUGCUCAACAAGGUUUACAAAAAAGCAAGAUGCAAGUUACAAAUUCUUGUGUGUGUCAUGGCUAGGAAGGAUGCUGGCUAUGGAUAUCUUAAGUGGUUUGCUGAGACCAAAUUGGGGAUGGUUACUCAGUGUUGUUUGUCCCGCCCCGCCAACAAAGUCAGUGAUCACCAUCUUGCCAACCUUGCUCUCAAGUUGAAUGCUAAGCUAGGGGGCAGCAAUGUAGAGCUUAUAGAAAGACUUCCACGGUUUGAAGGUGAAGGACAUGUGAUGUUUAUUGGUGCUGAUGUCAAUUACCCAGGCUCUCAGAACACAACUAGUCCAUCAAUAGCGGCUGUUGUUGCCACAGUGAAUUGGCCUGCAGCAAACCGCUAUGCAGCUCGAAUUCGCCCACAAGCCCAUCGAAUGGAGAAGAUUCAGAAUUUUGGGGCGAUGUGCCUGGAGCUUGUUGAGGCUUAUGUUCAGGCAAAUAAAGUCAAGCCAGAGAAGAUUGUGGUGUUCCGUGAUGGUGUAAGUGAGGGCCAAUUUGACAUGGUUCUGAAUGAAGAAUUACUUGAUCUCAAGAGAGCAAUCCAGGGGGGAAAUUACUGCCCGACCAUUACUCUUAUUGUGGCCCGGAAGAGACACCUAACCCGGUUGUUUCCUAAGGUAAAUGAUCGGAGCUUUAAUGGGAAUGUGCCUCCAGGCACUGUUGUGGACACAACAGUAGUCCACCUAUCUGAGUUCGACUUCUAUCUUUGCAGCCACUAUGGUACACUUGGGACAAGCAAACCCACGCACUAUCAUGUCCUACACGAUGAGCACAGGUUUAGUUCUGACCAGAUCCAGAAGCUUAUCUAUAACUUGUGUUUCACCUUUGCUCGGUGUACAAAACCUGUCUCGCUGGUCCCACCAGUGUACUAUGCUGACCUUGCUGCCUAUAGAGGAAGGCUGUACUAUGAUGCAAUUGUGGCAGAGGUUGGAGCUUCAGCUGCAACUUCAUCAUCAUCAUCGGCUGGAGCUUGGCUCAAUGACGGGCUUUACCGUCUGCAUGGUGCUCUGGAGAACAUGAUGUUUUUCAUCUGAAAAGAAUCAUGGAUCCGGAUCUCCUUUUCUACUUACUGUACUGAAGAAGAAGGUUCUACAUAUCUGGUGAAAAGGCCUGUAGCAGCUUCAACAACAACCUCCUUUCCUAUGCAUAAAUUAGUAAAGGAGUUUGUGCGUGAAUCUAAUGGGUGUCUAGUGAUGUUAGUUGUCAUGGCCAAUGCUGGCCAUAUGCUAACAUUUUCACCGUGUUUGGACAUGUCUGUUUUGUUGUCGUUCCAAGUGUGUUUGUGAGUUGUAUUUACUGUUGUGUGUGUUCAUGUAUUACAGGGUUUGCAGGGUUGUGAUGUGAUGUCUGUGUGUUACUGUUUUUGGGUUGUUCUGGUCUGCACUACGUCUUUCUUCAAUGGGUUUCUACUUUGUUGAGUGCGUAAUGCUACAAUGACUUCGUUUUUUUUUUUU
Vitis riparia (riverbank grape) is the source of this 3052-nucleotide messenger RNA. RefSeq names its product protein argonaute 2-like. Lineage: Eukaryota; Viridiplantae; Streptophyta; Magnoliopsida; Vitales; Vitaceae. Gene Ontology annotation, biological process: regulatory ncRNA-mediated post-transcriptional gene silencing. Gene Ontology annotation, cellular component: cytoplasm. The record is from RefSeq and is a predicted model, not a curated record. The transcript is spliced from 3 exons. The coding region runs from base 101 to 2632 and encodes 843 amino acids. Gene Ontology annotation, molecular function: RNA binding; protein binding.